This is a messenger RNA of Blepharisma stoltei, 1219 nucleotides long. The record is from the annotation of a GenBank genome assembly. Lineage: Eukaryota; Ciliophora; Heterotrichea; Heterotrichida; Blepharismidae.
AUGUCUAAGCAAAGCCAGUCUCCAAUGGCCCGGUUUCUUCAAACUGAAAAUAUUCGAGUUAAUUCGCAGUCUAAAACUUCUCAUAAAACUCUACACAGAAAAAUUCAAACAUCCUCCGAAUUUCAAAUACAGAAUCUAAUGCAAGAACGAAAAAAAUUAGACUUGAGAGUAAAAACAUUAGAAAAUCGAAUUAAAUUUUUAGAAACAGAAAGACUAAAAUCUGCCCGAUUAGUAGAUUUAGCCAAAACCUUAAACCAAAAAAGAUUAGAAAUUCGAAAAAAGCACAAAGAAAGUUUAGAUUUUACUGAAAAAAGCAAAAAUCUAAAAGCAAAAGAGCUGGAAAAUAAGAAAAAAUAUGUAUCGCAGCAAAGGAAAAAAAGAGCAGAUAGCUUAAGCCAAACAAAAACAAAAAUUCUUGAAAAUAAACAUCGAGCGUCGUCAGCUGUAAAACUGGAAUCAAAAAACAUUGAAAACUUGAUUAAAAGCCGAGAAGAAAUGGAAAGAACUGUUGCCAAAGAGAGGGCAGAAUCUAUUAUUCAGGCUGCAAGAAGGAGAAAAGAAAAGCUUGAUUUAAAGCGAGAAGCAUUAAAAAUCUCUAACGAGAUGAAGUUUAUGGAAAGAAUGGAGCUUGAAAGUAAAGCUAAAAAAAAUACUCAAAAAGAAAUAAAAAAGCUUGGAAUGGCUGAAGGUACCAUAACAGAAAUGCUUAAUCCCCCUCCGUUAGAGAAUAAAACAAUUGGAAAAAAUCCUUAUUUUUUAUGUAAAAACCCACCCUCCAUGAACGAACAAAAAAAUUUUGAUAUAUAAGUGAUAAUUAUUAUAAUGAAAUCUCAAACUAAUUCUGCUGAAUUUAAAACAGCUUGCAAUCUAAAACAUGAAGUCUACAAACUAAAUAAUAUUUGCUUUAAAAUUCUUUCGAAUCAAAAAAUUUACUAUAAAUUAAUAUAUAAAAUAAAUCAGGGGAGAACAAAAUAUUUGUACGCUCGCAGAGUGGAGAGAAGCUAGCAAAACUUUAGAAAACCAAAAAUCAGCUUUUAAAAAAAUGAUGGAGAGUUCCCAAUCUUUAAAUUCCUCGUUUUCUUCUCAGAGUUCCAUAUCUCCUAAUCAGAGUGGAAUCUUUUAUUCACCAUCAUUAGACUCAACUGAGUGCUUUGAUGACUUGAAAAUGAAAUAUAUAGAAUAUGUUCCAUAUAAUAUAAUCGAUAUUACAAAUUCCUAA